ACGCAAGAAAGUUUGGUGACUCCCCGCGCCGCUCAGCGACUAUAAAUACCGCUGCGCCCAUCCUACCACUCGCAUCGCAGCCGUGAGUCUCACUCCACCCCGCCGGCUCCACUCCGCCUCUUCACGACAAGCGGCGCGCAAGCCAUGGCCUCACAGGGUCGUCAACGUCGCCACCGUGGCCCCCAACAGAAGACUUCCUCGGGCAAACUUCUCACCCCGUACCAGGGAAAAAACCGUUGCUUUGGCACGUUCCAGUGCCCCCAGUGCAAACGCACGUGGAUGAGCGCGUCCUCCUGGGCCAACACGGGGCAGAAAUGCGAAAAGUGCAUCAUCAACGUGUACCCCUACAAGCAGGAACCCCUGAAUACGCCGGACAGUGAGAACACGCUGGACCCAAGAAAGCAGCACCCCUCUCACCUGUGCGAGAUGUGCAAGAAGUUGGGACACAGCUGCGUUAAGAAGCACCUGUGGAGCGGCGGAUGACACCGAUGGCGCGCCGCUGCCGGGGAGGGGGGCUACGCUCACGGUGCCAUGGACCUGCUUCAGCGCCUACCACCGAGUCGACCAAUCAAAACGAAUCAGGACCCGGGCCCACGUGGCCAAAGUGGCCCACCCGACGCGCAGAAUGGCACGUCGAAGAUUUGGGCAGCCUGCGAGUGGCACGUGGCCGAAUCCCAAACCGUCGACCACCAUCGUAAACACUCUGCCGCCACUGCCCCUGCAGUCUUCACUCAGUAGUUUACAAUUAAGAUAAAAAAAAAGUAUUAAUGAUAUGGCCCUCGAGUCCUAAUGUGAGGGACAAAGCGAACCCCUUCCCACUUGUCCCAACCCAAAUAUGGAAGUCAAACUCUACCUAUGGACGAGAUCCACUCUGGUCCUGAACUGACAAUCGAGCGGAUAACGAAUCUAAAAUUACACCUUUAAUCUGCUGCUAUUAAUUUACAUGAAAGAAAAGAGAAAGCCCUACCAUAGGCCCGAGCCCCCAACCCCUCAAGCCCUCAACACACCCACAGAGCACGUGGCAUCAACAUUUUUGCCACUGGGCUCACUUCUCUUUCUGCGUCGCAGCGUUUUUUUUUUGCCGCACACGAGCAAACACAAAAUUAACGCGACUCAUCAGCGCUUUUCGAAUUGAUUUCAAAUCGUGUCGAGAUAUUUAAAGCUCCUUGCAAAUUGAAGCAACAAUAAAUCAAAAAUACCAUCCGUAGCAUUAUUGCUAUUUGCGGUAAGGACAUAUGAUGAUUAAAAAGAGUGCUGAGAGAAAUUUAAACCCAAGGUGAUUGUACAUUACUAAUAGGGGUUUUCCCCUUUUUUCUGGAAACAAAACUGACACCUUUUGCAAGGAAUCAUGCUUACAUUAACCACAAUACUUGCAGUCAAAUGCAAACAAAAAACAAUACUCUGAUAAUUUAUGCAUUGUCUUUGAAACUGAUUGGUCCACACCAGAGACAGCUUUCUUUAGAGCCUAGUCUCAUAUGGUGUUCGACCAGAUGACGCCAAAAGGUGAUUGUACAUGUUUAUAAGAUACUGAGCAUCGUUUUAAAAUAAACCUACUUGUCGAUAUCC
Lethenteron reissneri (Far Eastern brook lamprey) is the source of this 1566-nucleotide messenger RNA. It is a transcript of the gene ZCCHC24, whose product is annotated as zinc finger CCHC-type containing 24. NCBI's taxonomy places the organism in Eukaryota, Metazoa, Chordata, Hyperoartia, Petromyzontiformes, Petromyzontidae. The record is from RefSeq and is a predicted model, not a curated record.